AUGGGGCUUUAUUUACCUCCUGGUGGAUCAAAAAGUCCGAAUGCCUCAAAACUGGGGCGCAAGGAAGAUCCUGAUGACGCUAAUGAAGAAGGGACAAAGUUUUAUGUCAGACCUAGCUUAGGUCUUAGGCUUUGGGGCCCCUUAGUCCCUGCUUCGGACAACAGAAAAGGUUUGUGGACGUUGGUAGCAAUACAAACUGGACUAGGUUUACUGUGCAUGAAGAGGUUCAGAUCAAUUGGUGCUAAAGUGAUCAAGAGAGAUAUUGCCGAUUUCCCCAGCUUAAAUAGGUUUUCCACGACGCAUGGUAAUAUGUAUGUCACCAAGCAUGGGGCAACAACCUUCGGUGGCACACAUUCGUUUCGCAGACAAGCAGGUGAGAAGACAGGUUUCUUUAAUUCUCCAAAGAUCACAGCAUUAAGGCGGACUCUCUAUUUACUGAGCGGAACGCUUCUUUUAAGUCAAUCUCUUCUUGAAACCUGCAGGUUAACCUUGCUUAAAUAUGAUCCGUGGUAUGAAGAGGCACGAUCUGUGCGUGACAAACAGUUUUUCAAUGAUAUCAUCAAGUUUUAUCAUGAAGGUGUCGAUCCAACAAAGUUCAAAGUCAAAGAUGCAAGCAAUGGCACUGUACUGCCGCUUAAUAUACCAGAAGUGAAGCAAAGUGUAGCAGUAGCUCGAGCUACUGCGCAAGCAGAUAAUUUCAUCGUGGAAUGGUUUGGUCCGUUGGAGUACAAGCCUAUGUCAUUUUCUGAUUUUCUGGAUAGACUGGAAUACCAUAUAGAUAUGUCAGAUUUUCUGAGAAACAAGCAAACCCAGGAGGUUGCAGCUGAGUUGUUGGGUAAGAAGAUUUCCCAUGGACAGUCGGAGCUGGAGGAAUUGGUCGAGCGAAACACCAAGAACAGGGAAAGAAUCUUUGCUUUACUGCUUGCAGCUCCAAAAAAUAGUAUUCCCCAAGCAACAGCAAGUCAUCAUGUGGAAUCAAAAGGUGUUCUUCUCGAUCCAGAUUGCCGCAGUCCAGAAGACAUUAAUUUAGACGAAAUUUGGUCCACCUUUAAUCCUUGGAUGGACUUGGCUCUGGAAACAUCCUUGAGUAUAAAGUUUUUACCCACCGUCCUGAUGCCAGAAGACACUAAAGACGGCAAACAAUCCAUAGUAGAUUCUGAGAACGAUGGAAACGAUACGGAACCAUCGCGUAAUUAA
Messenger RNA from Lachancea fermentati, 1197 nucleotides. NCBI's taxonomy places the organism in Eukaryota, Fungi, Ascomycota, Saccharomycetes, Saccharomycetales, Saccharomycetaceae. The record is from the annotation of a GenBank genome assembly.